GUCGACAUCAGGUUCCCACCACCUGGCUCUGAUGACCCAAACCGUGUGACAAUAACCGGGCUCCCUGAGCACGUCGACAAUGCCAUCGAUCAUCUGCUUAACCUGGAGGAGGAAUACAUGAUGGCGAUUGUGGAGUCGGAGACAAUGGCAGCGUACAUGAAGCCCCCGUCCCGGGUGGAGGAAGAGCCCCGCAGCUCGACGAGAGGCUUUGUGGUGAGAGACGCUCCGUGGAACGCCCCCGGCAACAAGGCCCCAGAUGUGAGCAGCGCAGAGGAAUUCCCAAUGUUUGGAACUGUGGUUGCCCCCAGGCAGGCAUCCGCCUGGGGCCCGAAGAAAUUCUAGGGCCUUGAGCAGUCGGUAACUUUUGAGAAAAGCUUCUUGUCCAGUUAGAGGAAAACAAAAGAUUUUUUUUUGUGAAUCUCAGUGUUCUUUUUCUGAAGCUUUGACUUGUCACAGUUUUCUAUAAAAAAAAUUGAAAUGUC
Rhincodon typus (whale shark) is the source of this 482-nucleotide messenger RNA. Its product is annotated as vigilin-like. The annotation marks the transcript as partial. The record is from RefSeq and is a predicted model, not a curated record. The transcript has 3 exons. Lineage: Eukaryota; Metazoa; Chordata; Chondrichthyes; Orectolobiformes; Rhincodontidae. Gene Ontology annotation, molecular function: RNA binding.